UGGUAUGAGUUUCGCGCCAUUUUUAUGUUAUGAAAGGUUCUCUACGAGUUGCGACUGCUGUCAGCUGUGUAUAACUACAUUUCUGUAUUUGAUUUUUGUGCGUUGAAACCGAUUAUACAUUUUUCUAACGUUUUAUAUAUGCAUUGGUAAUAUUUCAAGUGGUAUAAUCAACGGGCGAAAAAAUCUGCAAUAACAACUGACAGAUCUCGAAAUUGCACGUGUAUAACCUUAUAUAUUCGUGUUAAUAACAUUAAAAUGGGUGACGUUUCUGACUUGCUGGAUUUAUUACCGGUUUAUUACUCAAGAUUGUUUCCCUUUGCCGAUUAUCAUAGGUGGCUGAGUUAUGGAAAUACGGCUACUUUUAGCAAGAGAGAAUUCUCGUUCACCCUUUCAGACGAUAUUUAUAUACGUUAUCAAUCUUUCAACGAUCAAAAGGGGCUGUCGGAUGAAAUUAAAAGAUUACUACCACAUAAAAUAGACAUAGGAGCUGUUUAUAAUGUUCAGCCGAAAGAUCAAAGAAGAGGUCCUAAUUUUCAACCAGUGGAGAGAGAAUUGGUAUUUGAUAUAGAUAUGACAGAUUAUGACGAGGUGAGAACAUGUUGCAAAGGAGCAGACAUUUGUGGCAAAUGUUGGAAGUUUAUGUCGCUUGCUUGCAAGAUAUUAGACAAUGCGCUGAGAUUGGAUUUUGGAUACAAACAUAUUUUAUGGGUAUUCUCUGGUAGAAGAGGUAUCCAUUGUUGGGUAUGUGACUCUGCAGCGCGCAAUUUAUCAGGCCAAGUACGAACGGCGGUUGCCGAAUAUUUGCAGAUUAUAGGCGGGGGGGAAUUCAUGAAAAAGAAAGUACAUCUUACCGGCGAUAAAAUUCACCAUUCCGUCAAGCGUGCCCUCGAUAUAAUCGAUCCUGUCUUCGUCGAAAUGUGCGUUAAAGAGCAGAAUAUGUUGGGCACAGAAGAAGGAAUUGAAAAGUUUCUUCCGAUACUGCCUAAUGACGAAGAUAGACAAGAGGUAAAGGCAUUGUUUGAUAAAGAAAGUACCAGUGAAGCAAGGUGGAAUACAUUUAUACAAUUUGUCGACUCUAAACGGACAGGGGGGGAUCGAAAGUGGUAUUUGUAUCGACACUUAAUCGAGGAGAUAAAAUUACAAUAUUCAUAUCCAAGAUUAGACAUAAAUGUCAGCAAAGGCUUAAAUCAUUUAUUGAAAUCUCCUUUUUGCGUCCAUCCGAAAACUGGGAAAAUCUGUAUACCAUUUAAUGCGAGUGCAGUAGAUAAAUUUGAUCCUGAUAAGGUUCCUACGAUAAUGACACUGAUAGAGGAGAUCAAUGCGUACGAUGUAAAGGACAAGGCUGAAGAGGAAACUUAUGAGUUAAAUAAAAAACGAAUUAAAGAUUACAAGAAAACGAGUUUAAACAAGUCGCUGCAUGUUUUUCAAGAAUUCUUACGGCAUUUGGAAGCAGAGCGACGGGAACAAAGAUUAAAAGGAAAAAUUUCAGCUGAUAGUAUGGAAUUUUAAGAGAUUUUACAAAGAUAAAUUGCCUUUUAAAAAUUGCUACUAUAUUUAAUAUUAUUUACAAUCCUUUAAUUUGUAUUUUCAUAGAAAUAAAAAAAAACAUU
Wasmannia auropunctata (little fire ant) is the source of this 1610-nucleotide messenger RNA. It is a transcript of the gene DNApol-alpha50, whose product is annotated as DNA primase small subunit. Gene Ontology annotation, biological process: DNA replication, synthesis of primer. Lineage: Eukaryota; Metazoa; Arthropoda; Insecta; Hymenoptera; Formicidae. The record is from RefSeq and is a predicted model, not a curated record. Gene Ontology annotation, cellular component: alpha DNA polymerase:primase complex. The transcript is spliced from 7 exons. Bases 256 to 1509 code for a protein of 417 amino acids.